Girardinichthys multiradiatus is the source of this 1233-nucleotide messenger RNA. RefSeq names its product dehydrogenase/reductase (SDR family) member 9 (gene dhrs9). NCBI's taxonomy places the organism in Eukaryota, Metazoa, Chordata, Actinopteri, Cyprinodontiformes, Goodeidae. Gene Ontology annotation, molecular function: oxidoreductase activity. Bases 166 to 1125 code for a protein of 319 amino acids. The record is from RefSeq and is a predicted model, not a curated record. The transcript has 5 exons.
CGUCUGAUAUCCCGACACCGCCGGAAGUUGGGGUGGGAAAACAUCAAAUCAAGUCACAGAGAAGUGAGAAGAAACUUUGUGGUAAUUUCCAGUUUAUCCCCAGUUCCUCCAGUGACAGAAGUUCCGAUUCAUGCAGUGACUGAAGAAAACCCAGAAAUAAAAACAAUGUUCUCGUCCAUCCUCGGGCUAGUGGCUAUUUGGUACCUCUAUCGCUGGUACAAAGAAAGCAAAAGAAUUUCCAACAAGGGGGAUAAAUAUGUGUACAUCACCGGCUGUGACUCCGGGUUCGGGAACAACCUGGCCAAACAUCUGGACAAGCUGGGCUUCCGUGUGAUCGCAGGCUGCUAUACAGAGAGGGGUGAGUUAGAGCUGAAGGAGUUGUCAUCCGAAAGGCUAACGACCAUUUCCCUGGACGUCACCAAGUCCGAAAGUGUCAAAAAGGUGGCGGCUUCCAUCAAGUCUCUUGUCGGAGAAAAAGGUCUUUGGGCUGUUGUAAACAAUGCUGGGGUUGCCACACCAUCCGGUCCCACCGAGUGGCUCACCAUAGAGGAUUACAAAUCCAUGCUAGCCGUCAAUCUCAAUGGAGUAAUUGCCGUCACUCUGAGCGUGCUCCCUCUCAUCAAGAUGGCAAGGGGCAGAGUGGUAAACGUAGCCAGUGUGUUUGGGCGACUCAGCCCCUUCGGGGGACCUUACUGCGUGUCCAAGUAUGGAGUGGAGUCCUUUAAUGACAGCUUGCGAUUAAACAUGGCACCAUUUGGAGUGAAAGUGUUGUGCAUCGAGCCAGGCAUCUUCAAAACAAGCGUGACUGACACCGUGAUGCUGAAAAAUAACUUGAAGAGCCUCUGGGAUAGAUUAUCCCAGGAUAUGAAGGAUGAAUAUGGGGAAGCUUACUUGGAGACAACUCUUGAACAACUGGAUGAAAGGUUCAGGCAGUUGCGGGAUGGGGACCUGAUGAAGGUGGUCCACUGUAUGGAGCAUGCCGUCGCCGCAGUCCACCCUCGCUACCGCUACUCCCCAGGAUGGGACGCCAAGUUACUCUGGCUGCCCAUGUCGUACAUGCCGACUUGGAUAGCAGAUAAAUUUUUCCUUCGAAACAGUCCCAAACCCAAAGGGUCUGUGCUGUAGUUUCUGAAAUGUUUGUGAUUUGAGAAGCAUUGUCGGCUUAUUCAAAGAUCACUUCGUGUGCUUAAUUACCACAAUAAAUGUGAUUUAACUACUAACAUGUCAACUUUA